CUGGUUUCCCACCAUAACCGAUAUAUCUUUCUUAAUUCUCCAAACUCAUAUUGACGGAUAUUGGAUCUCUGCGCCACCUGUUGUCUGAGAGAUAGAUCAGAGUAAUUACCUUCGUCUUCCUUGCCUCCCUGUCACCCAUCUUACAAUAAUUCUAAAACUCUUACAUGUGACAUUCGUUAUCCUGUAUGUGUGAUCCAGACUUGCUAGAGAAGAAAACAAUACAACUUAAUUUGAAGGAUUCUGAGCUGACAGUCUGUGGUGAAGUGGUGAGAGAAAGCUGUGUGGGUAUGGGAAGCAGGUUCCUGAAGGGCAAGUUUAUGCGGUUUGGGGCGCCCUUUCUUGUGCUGGUCGUCGGAGGAUCAUUUGGACUAAAAGAAUUUUCACAGAUAAGAUAUGAUUUUCGCAAUCGGAAGAAUAUAACCAAGGAAGAUGCCGAGAAACUAGGCAUCCCUAUGAAGCCGCAGGCUGAAGUUACAUUGGAAACAGAGUACAAAAAGAUCACUAAGAUUGACACCAGCAACUGGGAGAAUAUCCGAGGGCCACGUCCGUGGGAAGAUGGUAACAAGCUGUAUGAAGAAGCAGUGCAGCGAGGAAAGCAGAACACCGACAAGGCCUCGUAGACAAACAAAUAUUCAAAAUCAUUAAUAUUACGGUGAGGCGUUGCAGGGAUUGUCGCACCUCUAUAGUCUUUCAGUUCUGUCAAAACUUUACAUUUAAUAGAAAAAGAAGUGUUGUCAUUCUGAAAGUUAAUGUUAAUGAGAAAAUCCACGUGUUAAAUUAAGUUAUUUUUAGAUGCCGGUAAUUGUGCUAUUUACUCACAGUAAUGACCGCACUGUAUAUAAAAGGAUGUUCUGUGCUGUACGUAUCUAAACAAGGCCAUUAUGCUUACUAAAUUACAAACAACAUUAACAUAUAGAAAACAAAAUCUUAGCCUACAACUGGUGUAAAUAUUGAUGAAAUAGAGAGGCAUUAUU
Homarus americanus (American lobster) is the source of this 974-nucleotide messenger RNA. It is a transcript of the gene l(3)neo43, whose product is annotated as cytochrome c oxidase assembly protein COX16 homolog, mitochondrial-like. Bases 186 to 620 code for a protein of 144 amino acids. Gene Ontology annotation, biological process: mitochondrial respiratory chain complex IV assembly. NCBI's taxonomy places the organism in Eukaryota, Metazoa, Arthropoda, Malacostraca, Decapoda, Nephropidae. The transcript is spliced from 4 exons. The record is from RefSeq and is a predicted model, not a curated record. Gene Ontology annotation, cellular component: mitochondrial inner membrane.